AGAAUCAAUUGCAUCAGUGGAUAUUAUAUAAAGAAAAGUUUUCAGUGGAGUUCACAGUUCACCCACCUUAGCCGCCAUGGGGCUAAGAAUUGCCAGCCUCUUUAUGCUCUGGCUGGCUCUUGCCAACACAAAUGAAAUAAGAAAAGGAAGGACAAGAAAUCAUGGAAACUAUGUCUGCAGCACUUGGGGGAACAACCACUUCAAAACAUUUGAUGGAGACAUUUAUCAAUUUCCUGGGAUUUGCGAGUAUAAUUUUGUUUCUGACUGCCGAGAGACUUACAAGGAGUUCUCUGUCCACAUUCAGCGUGGUCUGAACAGCAAUAACCACCCUGAGAUCCAGUAUAUUCUAUUAACAACCCAGGAUUUCACAGUGUACCUCCAACCAAAACUGACUGUGGUGGAUGGGCAGAUAGCCAAAACACCUUACUACAGCUCUGGUUUGCUUAUUGAGAGAAGUGACAUUUACACCAAGGUUUAUGCCAAGUUAGGCCUAAUUCUGAUAUGGAAUCAGGAAGAUGCACUGCUGGUGGAGCUGGACAGCAAGUUUAGCAACCAGACCUGUGGUCUUUGUGGGGAUUACAAUGGAAUUCCAAUCUACAAUGAAUUUAUCAGUGGAGUUGCAAGCUACAAUGCAAUUACAUACGGGAAUUUACAGAAGAUCAGCAAACCCAAUGACGAAUGUGAAGACCCCGAUGAAACUCUGGCUCUUCCAAGCUGUAAUGAGCAUCGUGAUGAGUGUGAGAGGCUGCUGACCUCCUCUGCAUUUGACGACUGUCAGUCACGCCUUAAUUUGGAAAUGUACAUCCAAGCCUGCAUGCAGGACAAGUGUGCAUGUAAUGGAAACGAGGACACCUUCUGCCUCUGCAGCACCAUCUCAGAGUAUUCUCGUCAGUGUUCACAUGCAGGUGGCCGGCCGGGUGAAUGGAGGACAAAGUCCUUUUGCCCCAAGACCUGUCCUGGCAACAUGAUCUAUAGGGAAAGUGGCUCACCCUGCAUGGAUACUUGCUCACACUUGGAGAUCAGCAGCCUUUGUGAGGAGCACUACAUGGAUGGUUGUUUCUGCCCUGAAGGAACUGUGUAUGAUGAUAUUACUGAAAAAGGCUGCAUACCUGUUAGCCAGUGCCACUGCAGACUCCAUGGAAAUGGGUAUUCUCCUGGAGAAAGCAUUACCAAUGAAUGUGAAGAAUGCACCUGUGAUUCAGGCAGAUGGACAUGCAAAAAUUUACCCUGUGCAGGCAUGUGUUCAGUGGAAGGAGGUUCCCAUAUUACUACCUUUGAUGGGAAAAAAUACACCUUCCAUGGAGACUGUUACUAUGUGUUGGCCAAGGGUACUGUAAAUGACACUCAUGCCCUCCUGGCAGAGCUGGCUCCCUGUGGCUUCACAGAUGGGCAGACCUGUUUGAAGACUGUUGUGCUGUUAGUAGAUGCCAAAAAAAAUGUGGUAGUUUUCAAAUCAGAUGGCAGUGUGUUACUGAAUGAGAUGACAGUGAAUGUACCUCAUGUAUCAGCUAGCUUCUCAGUUUUCAAGCCAUCUUCCUACUACCUCAUUGUACAAACUUCUUUUGGGCUUCAGCUGCAGAUCCAGUUGUUUCCAAUCAUGCAGCUGUUUGUGACUGUUGAUCAAUCAGUUCAAGGAAAUCUUCAAGGUCUUUGUGGAAAUUUUAAUGGAAUGGAAGGUGAUGACUUUAAAACAACCAGUGGGUUGGUAGAAGCUACAGGAACUGCCUUUGCUAACACAUGGAAAGCUCAGGCUAUCUGUGCAGACCAGGCAGAAAGGCUGGAAGAUCCCUGCAGUCUCAGCAUUGAAAGUGCAAAUUAUGCUGAGCAUUGGUGUUCUUUGCUGAAAAAGUCAGAAGGCCCUUUUGCAAGAUGUCACUCAGUCAUUGAUCCUUCAGAAUACUAUAAGAGAUGUAAAUAUGACACCUGCCUCUGCAAGGACAAUGAAGAAUGCUUGUGUGCUGCCCUGUCCUCUUACUCAAGAGCCUGUGCUUUCAAAGGGAUCAUACUGGGAGGCUGGCGACAAAGCAUCUGCACUGGUGAACUAUCUGCCUGCUCAGGAAAUCAAAUCUUCCUUUACAAUCUUACAAUGUGUGAGCAAACAUGUCGUUCCAUUGCUGAUGGUGAAAAGCACUGCUUGCAAGACUUUGCUCCCGUGGAUGGCUGUGGCUGCCCAGAUAAUACAUACUUGGAUAACCAGGAUACAUGUGUGCCCAUCUCCAAAUGCCCGUGUUAUUACAAGGGGUCAUACCUGGAACCAGGGGAAUAUGUCAUAAAAGAUGGAGAGCGUUGUGUUUGCCGAAAUGCAAAGGUCAUGUGUACUUCAAUGUACAUGAGAAUGAAAAGUAUAACAGAAUGCCCUUCUAACAAAACCUACUUUGACUGCAACACCUCCCCGAACUGGUCUUCACAAACGCCUAUACAACUUCGCUGUGGUACUCCUCAAACCGAUCAUUACCAAGCAGAGUGUGUCUCAGGCUGUGUGUGUCCUGAAGGUUUGUUUGAUGAUGGCAGAGGGGGCUGUGUUAAGGAAGAAGACUGCCCAUGUUUUCAUAACAAUGAGUGGUAUAAUCAUGGACGGAGCAUAGCAGUGGACUGCAACACCUGUACCUGUCAGAAAGGAGUCUGGAGCUGCACUGAAACAGCAUGCUAUGGGACUUGUAUGAUCUAUGGCAGUGGCCACUAUAUCACAUUUGAUGGAAAAUUCUAUGACUUUGAUGGGAGUUGUGAAUAUGUGGCUACUCAGGAUUAUUGUGGUGACAAAAAUUCAGUUGGCUCAUUCAGUAUCAUCACAGAGAACGUCCCUUGUGGAACUACAGGUGUCACCUGCUCAAAGGCUAUUAAAAUGUUUCUGGGGAAUAUUGAGCUGAAAUUGGAGAACAAAGAUUAUAAAGAAAUUCCACGAGAUGUUGGUGAUAAUGUGUAUUACUGGAACAAGACAGUAGGCCUCUACCUCGUUAUUGAGGCUAGCAAUGGUGUGAUGCUUAUCUGGGAUAAGAAGACCACAGUUUUCAUCAAGCUGACCCCUGAUUACAAAGGCAAAGUGUGUGGUCUGUGUGGCAACUUUGAUGACAAGUCUAACAAUGAUUUUACAACCAGGAGUGGGGUGCAGGAGACUAGUGCUCUGACAUUUGGGAAUUCCUGGAAACAGUCUUCUGUGUGUCCAGAUGUCACAGAAGAGGUUAAGCCCUGUGAUUUGAAACCACAUCGCAAGUCCUGGGCAGAGAAAGAAUGCAGCCUCAUCCUGGGUGAUGUCUUCAAAAUUUGUCACUCAAAGGUAAACCCAACUCCUUUCUAUGAUGCUUGUGUUCAUGAUGCCUGCUCUUGUGACAGUGGUGGAGACUGCGAUUGCUUCUGUUCUGCAGUUGCUGCAUAUGCUCAAGAAUGUACCAAGGCUGAGGCCUGUGUUUUCUGGAGAACUCCUGAUAUAUGUCCAAUAUUUUGUGACUACUAUAACCCUCCUGAUGUGUGUGAGUGGCACUAUGAGCCUUGUGGCAGCGAUGUCAUGACCUGCAGGAUGAUUAAUAAUGUCAGCACCAAUUUUUCAAUACCAUACCUGGAAGGUUGCUAUCCCAGAUGCCCUGAGAAGACACCCAUUUAUAACGAAGAGACAAAGGAAUGUGUGACUUCAGAUAAAUGUUGGUGUUAUGUCAAUGGUAGUCCUGUUCGCCCUGGCGAAGAAAUACCUACAGAAGAGAACUGUACAAAGUGUGUCUGUGGCCCCUCAGGAUCCAUUGAUUGUGCACCAAUCCCAGCAUGUCCUUGUGUCAUCAAUGGAACGAGAUACGAAGUGGGAAGCGCCGUGGCAGUAGUACAGGAUGGCGACAUGUGCACAACAUAUAUUUGUGCAGCAAAUGGAACUCUAGUUCCUGAAGGACCUUUUCCUUGUCCAUCAACUACUUCACCUUUGACACCUACAUCACCUUCAACACAUUCUUCAACUUCAACCAUUAUAACCGGCAGUGGUACAACUACAAUUACAACCAUAGUUACAACUCCAGCAACAACUCCAUGCUUUGGAUUAAUCUGUAAUUGGUCUCAGUGGUUUGAUGUUAGUAAACCUGAAGAAGGUGGUGGUGACUAUGAAACCUAUGAUGAAAUAAAUAAACACGGACAUGAAAUAUGUGAUCAUCCUGAGAACAUUGAAUGCAGGGCUAAAGAUAACCCUGAUUUAAGCUUAGAGCAACUUGGCCAGAAAGUGGAGUGUAAUGUUACAUAUGGACUCAUCUGUAAAAAUGAGGAGCAAGUCACAAGUAUCUGGCCUCUUUGCUAUAAUUAUGAAAUCAGAGUAAGCUGUUGUGAGUGGAAGGAAAUUCCUUGUUGGCCUACAACCACAAGCCCAGUCACCAUCAGAACAACAAUACCCACAACUACUGCAACCCUGCCAACAAAAUCAACUACCAGCCCACCAAUAACCACUCCAGCCACCAUAAGCCAGACCACGCCAUCUGUUACCAGCCCAGUAACUUCAGCCUCCACAGUACCAACCACUACUCCCAUACCAACUUCAUCGGAGUCUUCCAGCAGUACAACCACCAGCAUGCCACCCUGGAGCACCUUGAGCACCUUGAGCACCAGCAGCACCCUUGGGACAACGACAACAGUUCCUGGCACAUCAGUACCCACUCCAACUAUUACAAGCACGGUCCCACUAACAAUAAGAACUCAAACCCAGCCGCCUCCAACUACACUACCAUUAAAAAAUUGUUCCUGCAUAUGGACCGGCUGGUAUGAUGUGAGUAAGCCAAACAUUUCUGAUGUAAACAGUGGUGACUAUGAAACCUUAGAAAAUAUCAAGAACCACAACAGCACCUGGACAUGCAUAAAAGCUGAGAAUAUCUCAUGCAGAGCAACUGAGCAGCCGAACACUACCCUUGAAGAUUUAGGGCAGAAAGUGGAAUGUAACGUUAACACAGGGCUCAUCUGCAAUAAUAAAGAUCAGGUAAACAGCAAUACUACAUACUGCCAUAACUACGAGAUCAAUAUUUGCUGCAUCAACAACGAGAAGUGCAUUACAACUCCAGAAUACAGCACCAGUAGGCCCACAACAUUCUCCACAACAACAAGCACAGCUUCGACUAUAACUCUGUGGACAACAACUCAUCCGCCGGUCUCAACGACAGGUCCCAGCAGUACCACCAGUGGCACGACGUCCUCCAGCAGCAGCACCCCGGGGACAACGUCAGUUACUCCUCCACCGACCACGUCCCCCACCACCCUGACUACUAGCAGCGCAUCCCCGCCCACGCCGACACACACCACCUCCCUGUCACCACCGUCCUCGACAAGCGAAGAACCGUGCACAAUCCCUCCAGGGGGCUGCACCUGGACUGACUGGAUCGAUGAGAGUUACCCAGAAUAUGGCUCAAACGGUGGUGAUGAUGAGACCUUUGAGACCAUUCAGAUAAAUAGGCCUCCAUGGAAUUGUGCGAAGGUUGAGAAUAUUUCAUGCAGAGCCGAGAAAUAUCCUGACAUUCCCAUUUCCGAUUUAGGGCAAAAAGUGGAAUGUAACGUUAACACAGGGCUCCUCUGUAAAAAUGAGGAUCAGAAGCCAGGAGGCAUAAUUCCCAUGCCAGUCUGCAUCAAUUACCAGAUCAAAGUCUGCUGUGUGCCUGAACUACCACCGUGGUGUACUCCACAUACUACCACGACAACCACACAUUCCACAACCACAGAAUUAACCACUACAACCACAACGAGCACUCCUUCCACUACAACCACAACAACAACCACUCUCCCUCCAACACCGACAACAGGCACCACACCCCCCGGUACCACAACUGGGCCCGUGUCGACCACCACUCUCCCGCCAACACCGACGCCAGGUCCCAGCAGUACCACCAGUGGCACGACGUCCUCCAGCAGCAGCACCCCGGGGACAACCUCUGUUACUCCUCCACCGACCACGUCCCCCAGCACCCUGACUACUAGCAGCGCAUCCCCGCCCACGCCGACACACACCACCUCCCUGUCACCACCGUCCUCGACAAGCGAAGGAACCAGUCCCCCCAGCUCCACAACCGUUGAAACUGUGUCGACCACCACUCUCCCGCCAACACCGAUGACAGGCACCACUCCCCCCGGUACCACAACUGGGCCUGUGUCGACCACCACUCUCCCGCCAACACCGACGCCAGGUCCCAGCAGUACCACCAGUGGCACGACGUCCUCCAGCAGCAGCACCCCGGGGACAACGUCUGUUACUCCUCCACCGACCACGUCCCCCAGCACCCUGACUACUAGCAGCGCAUCCCCGCCCACGCCGACACACACCACCUCCCUGUCACCACCGUCCUCGACAAGCGAAGGAACCAGUCCCCCCGGCUCCACAACCGUUGAAACUGUGUCGACCACCACUCUCCCGCCAACACCGAUGACAGGCACCACUCCCCCCGGUACCACAACUGGGCCCGUGUCGACCACCACUCUCCCACCAACACCGACGCCAGGUCCCAGCAGUACCACCAGUGGCACGACGUCCUCCAGCAGCAGCACCCCGGGGACAACGUCUGUUACUCCUCCACCGACCACGUCCCCCAGCACCCUGACUACUAGCAGCGCAUCCCCGCCCACGCCGACACACACCACCUCCCUGUCACCACCGUCCUCGACAAGCGAAGGAACCAGUCCCCCCGGCUCCACAACCGUUGAAACUGUGUCGACCACCACUCUCCCGCCAACACCGAUGACAGGCACCACUCCCCCCGGUACCACAACUGGGCCUGUGUCGACCACCACUCUCCCGCCAACACCGACGCCAGGUCCCAGCAGUACCACCAGUGGCACGACGUCCUCCAGCAGCAGCACCCCGGGGACAACGUCUGUUACUCCUCCACCGACCACGUCCCCCAGCACCCUGACUACUAGCAGCGCAUCCCCGCCCACGCCGACACACACCACCUCCCUGUCACCACCGUCCUCGACAAGCGAAGGAACCAGUCCCCCCGGCUCCACAACCGUUGAAACUGUGUCGACCACCACUCUCCCGCCAACACCGAUGACAGGCACCACUCCCCCCGGUACCACAACUGGGCCUGUGUCGACCACCACUCUCCCGCCAACACCGACGCCAGGUCCCAGCAGUACCACCAGUGGCACGACGUCCUCCAGCAGCAGCACCCCGGGGACAACGUCUGUUACUCCUCCACCGACCACGUCCCCCAGCACCCUGACUACUAGCAGCGCAUCCCCGCCCACGCCGACACACACCACCUCCCUGUCACCACCGUCCUCGACAAGCGAAGGAACCAGUCCCCCCGGCUCCACAACCGUUGAAACUGUGUCGACCACCACUCUCCCGCCAACACCGAUGACAGGCACCACUCCCCCCGGUACCACAACUGGGCCUGUGUCGACCACCACUCUCCCGCCAACACCGACGCCAGGUCCCAGCAGUACCACCAGUGGCACGACGUCCUCCAGCAGCAGCACCCCGGGGACAACGUCUGUUACUCCUCCACCGACCACGUCCCCCAGCACCCUGACUACUAGCAGCGCAUCCCCGCCCACGCCGACACACACCACCUCCCUUACCACCAGUGGCACGACGUCCUCCAGCAGCAGCACCCCGGGGACAACGCCUGUUACUCCUCCACCGACCACGUCCCCCAGCACCCUGACUACUAGCAGCGCAUCCCCGCCCACGCCGACACACACCACCUCCCUGUCACCACCGUCCUCGACAAGCGAAGGCACCACUCCCCCCGGUACCACAACUGGGCCUGUGUCGACCACCACUCUCCCGCCAACAUCGACGACAGGUCCCAGCAGUACCACCAGUGGCACGACGUCCUCCAGCAGCAGCACCCCGGGGACAACGCCUGUUACUCCUCCACCGACCACGUCCCCCACCACCCUGACUACUAGCAGCGCAUCCCCGCCCACGCCGACACACACCACCUCCCUGUCACCACCGUCCUCGACAAGCGAAGGAACCAGUCCCCCCGGCUCCACAACCGUUGAAACUGUGUCGACCACCACUCUCCCGCCAACACCGACGACAGGCACCACUCCCCCCGGUACCACAACUGGGCCUCUGUCGACCACCACUCUGGGUCCCAGCAGUACCACCAGUGGCACAACGUCCUCCAUCACCAGCUCCUCCACGUCAACUGGUUUCACUGAACCGUGCACAGUCCCUCCAGGGGGCUGCACCUGGACUGACUGGAUCGAUGAGAGUUACCCAACAUAUGGCUCAAACGGUGGUGAUGAUGAGACCUUUGAGACCAUUCAGAUAAAUAGGCCUCCAUGGAACUGUGCGAAGGUUGAGAAUAUUUCAUGCAGAGCCGAGAAAUAUCCUGACAUUCCCAUUUCCGAUUUAGGGCAAAAAGUGGAAUGUAACGUUAACACAGGGCUCCUCUGUAAAAAUGAGGAUCAGAAGCCAGGAGGCAUAAUUCCCAUGCCAGUCUGCAUCAAUUACCAGAUCAAAGUCUGCUGUGUGCCCGAACAACCACCGUGGUGUACUCCAUAUACUACCACGACAACCACACAUUCCACAACCACAGAAUUAACCACUACAACCACAACGAGCACUCCUUCCACUACAACCACAACCAAAACCACUCUCCCGCCAACACCGACGACAGGUCCCAGCAGUACCACCAGUGGCACGACGUCCUCCAGCAGCAGCACCCCGGGGACAACGCCUGUUACUCCUCCACCGACCACGUCCCCCACCACCCUGACUACUAGCAGCGCAUCCCCGCCCACGCCGACACACACCACCUCCCUGUCACCACCGUCCUCGACAAGCGAAGGCACCACUCCCCCCGGUACCACAACUGGGCCUGUGUCGACCACCACUCUCCCGCCAACAUCGACGACAGGUCCCAGCAGUACCACCAGUGGCACGACGUCCUCCAGCAGCAGCACCCCGGGGACAACGCCUGUUACUCCUCCACCGACCACGUCCCCCACCACCCUGACUACUAGCAGCGCAUCCCCGCCCACGCCGACACACACCACCUCCCUGUCACCACCGUCCUCGACAAGCGAAGGUAAUUGUCUGGCCAUGGGGACACGGGUUUCCUUGUAGGGGGAGAAAUGAAGUAGUUCUCAUUUUGUCACUACUUUAACAGGAUCAAGUACCACUGGGACUGUUUUUUCUUCGACUUCCUCACCUACCAUCACUUUUAGCACGCCAACAUUGGGAUCAUCUUCCCCAUUUUCAACUCCAUAUAUGAGUACCUCACCUUCUUCUGUAUCAACAACCCUAUCAGAAGUCACUACUUCAGGAACAACUCCCACCAAAUCUUUCACCACUACUUCAGGAACAACCUCUACUCCUUUUACCAAUGUCACUUCAACCACCAUUACCACAUCUGCAAUUGUUCCUUCUGGUUCAGCUAGUACUUCUGGCACUACUCCAACAUCAAGUGCAGUCACUGUUCCUGGAAGUUCCACAGUUACUGCACUCAGUACUUCAAGUUCAACUCCCAGUUCUGGCUCAAAUAAUUGUACCAUUUCACCUAAUGAAACAUAUGCGCCAGGUCAGUCAUGGUGGCCGUGUAACUGCACUAUGGCAGUAUGUGUAGAAAACAAUACAGUCCAGCUGUUUCCAGUCAUCUGUGAGCCACCUCCUAAACCCACAUGCGCCAAUGGUCUUGCUCCUGUGCAAGUCCUUGAUGACGAUCAAUGCUGUUGGCAUUGGGAGUGUGAUUGCUACUGCACUGGCUGGGGAGACCCACACUACAUGACUUUUGAUGGAUUGUACUACAGCUAUCAAGGGAAUUGCACAUAUGUUCUUGUGGAAGAGAUUAAUAAAACAGUUGACAACUUUGGCGUCUACAUUGAUAACUACCAUUGUGAUGCACGGGAUGUAGUCUCAUGUCCACGAACGCUCAUUGUGAGACAUGAGACUCAGGAAGUGCGCAUAGCAACAGUAGAACCAAAUACCCUAAAAGUAGAGGUGACUGUAAACAAACAGACAGUGGCUUUGCCUUAUAAAAAAUUUGGAGUGAGCAUCUAUGAGUCAGGCAUAAAUCAUGUAGUGGAAAUUCCUGAGCUUAAAAUGAAUGUGUCCUACAAUGGCUUGUCCUUUUCUAUCAGAAUGCCCUACAGCCUGUUUGGCAACAACACUCAAGGACAGUGUGGUACUUGCAAUAACAACACAGCAGAUGACUGCAGGUUACCUAAUGGUAACAUUGCAGAAAACUGUGAAACCAUGGCAGAUCAUUGGCAAAUUGUUGAUCCCUCCAAACCGCAAUGCUCCCCAGGCCUAAUUCCUACAAAAUCACCUGGCACAACCACAGGACAGCCUUGCAAAGAAUCUUCCAUCUGCAAGCUUAUUUUGGGAAGUGUGUUCGAGAAGUGCCAUGCUGUUGUUAACCCUGAUAGGUUCUAUGCAGCCUGUGUUUUUGAUAGUUGUGCACUUCCCAGCUUAGACCUGGAAUGCUCAAGUCUGCAGAUCUAUGCUGCCAUCUGUGCUGAUCAAAAUGUCUGCAUCGACUGGAGAAGUCAUACCAAUGGUGUUUGCUCUUAUGAAUGUCCCAAACAUAAAGAAUAUAGAGCAUGUGGUCCUAGUAAACAGAUAACCUGCAAAUCAAGUCAACAGAAUGAAACUGCAGUUAAACAAGUGGAAGGCUGUUUCUGUCCUAAUGGUACAAUGCUGUAUGACUCUGGUGUGGAUGUCUGUGUAAACACCUGCGGCUGUGUUGGAUUGGAUAUGAUACCAAGAGAGUUUGGGGAAAGGUUUACAGCAGACUGUCAGGACUGUAUUUGCCUAGAAGGUGGAAAUGGCAUUGUAUGUGAGCCUCACAAAUGUCCCAGUCAAAAUAAGCAGAGUUGUAAUGGAAACGGCUUCUAUGAGGUCAAUGAAGUCAAUCCUGAAGAUUCCUGCUGCCCCAUUGUCACCUGCAAAUGCAAUACAAGCUUGUGCACAACUGAAUCCCCCAAGUGUACACUGGGAUUUGAAGUUUAUUCUUAUAUUCCCAGUGAUCAGUGCUGUCCUGUGUACGAGUGUGUUCCCAAGAGGGUUUGUGUACAUCAGAAUGCUGAGUUCUUGCCUAAUUCCUCAGUCUUUGUUGAUAAGUGUCAGAAUUGCUUCUGCACUAACGAAGUUAAUGUCAGCACUCAACUGAAUGUCAUCUCCUGUGAACACGUUCCAUGUGACACAUAUUGUGAACCUGGAUAUGAACGGCAAUCAGUGGAAGGUGAAUGUUGUGGAAAAUGUGUGCAGACUAAGUGUAUUAUACAUGCAUCACAGAGUUCCAACCUCAUAUUGAGUCCUGGAGAGUUUGUAAAAGAUCCUUAUGACAACUGCACCAUUUAUAGUUGUACAAGACUCCAAAACCAGCUUAUCUCUUCCACAUCUGAGAUUACCUGUCCAGCGUUCAGUGCAGAGAGCUGUAAAUCUGGAACUAUUACAUUCUUACCUAACGGUUGUUGCAAAACUUGUGUACCUCUGGAUAGUCCCACACCGUGCUCUGUCCGUGAAAGAGAAGACUUUAUUGUCUAUAAGAACUGCCGUUCUGUGGAGAGAGUUGUCAUGACUGAAUGUGAAGGAACAUGCGGAACUUUCUCACUAUAUUCUGUUGAGGCCAAUUCUUUGGAGCACAGCUGUUCCUGCUGCAGGGAAACAAAAACUAGCACGAGGGAAGUGGAACUGAAAUGCCCAUCUGGGCGCUCAAUUCAACAUAAGUAUGUAUAUGUGGAAAGCUGCAGCUGCCAGGACACUCAUUGCAACAUCCCACAAUCCAGUGAGCCUCUGAGCCUAGAAGAAAAUAACGAGAGCACUAGCACUCCAACCGCAUAAGAAGCCAUCAGUUUAACAACAAAAUGAAAGCGAAGAAACCUAACUGCAUUUAAAGGGACUAUGCACUGCUCUCAUCUUCCUUGACUACUUUUAAACUUUGCUUUUCCCAGUUAAUAUAUUCUAUGUGUUCUCUGACUAUUUUUAACAGUGUUCUAUUUAUUUGUGUACAAAAGUACAGUGAACUUUCUCCUAAGUGCAUAGCCCUCUAGAUUGUUUAAUAAUCAGCUUAUUUUCUCUGAAUGAUUAAAAGUGCAUUUCAAACAA
This is a messenger RNA of Anas platyrhynchos (mallard), 12013 nucleotides long. NCBI's taxonomy places the organism in Eukaryota, Metazoa, Chordata, Aves, Anseriformes, Anatidae. The record is from RefSeq and is a predicted model, not a curated record.